GCCCAGGCGAGGAUACACGCGACGCAAGGCUGCCCGACUCGGGCAAGAAGCAUAAAAAUGGAGCAGCUCUUCGACGCCGUGGGCUGCUGCAGUGCUGAUGUUUAUGAGGACCGCGAAGCUGCUCGCUUCGUCGACGGUGAUGAAGACGUGCAGCCGCUGCUGCCGGACCGCUGCGCGGAAGUGCUCGGGCUGGCGUCGCCGGAAGCCUCCUACAUGGACCGCCGGAAAGCGUACAUCAGAGCAGCCCUGGUCUUCUCGCGCCUGGUCGGGCCGGUCGCCCCGUGGCGCGAGAAGCGCGGCUUCGAGCGGCGGGGCGCGCAGUCGUUCGCGGACGUGGCCGCGGCCUUCGAGGGCCUGCGGGCCACGCGGGACGCACCGCCGGGCUUCCAGCCCGACGACUUCCUGCCGCAGCUGCGGUGCUCGACGGACGGCGGGCGCACCGUCGACGACGACCGGCCGCCCGUGUCGGCGAUGCUCCAGGUCGACGUCCGCGACAGCGGCGCGGGCGAUUCGUUCGAACUAGGCGUCAAGUUCUCGACGACGCGCUUUGUCUUGACGCGGACGCUGCGCGAGUUCCGGGCCCUGCACGCGUCGCUGCAGCGCCGCGCCCCGGCGUGCGCGAGCGCGCUGCCGCCGCUGCCGCACUCGAUCGCUGAGCCGGGCGACAAGGACCGCCCCGCCGGCUUCUUCGAGGCCCUCGUGACGCCCAAGGGCCGGAACUCGACGGCGGCGUCGCCGCGGCGCGACGCGCGGAGACGGCUUCGGGCGUGGGUUGGGCAAGCGGUUGACUGGUUCCGCGCGCGGCGGCUCUAUGAUCCUGAGUUGCUGGCCUUCGUGGAUUUGGACGCCGAACUUUUACUGCGGCUGCACCGCGAGGACAUGCGUGGUUAUCAUUUGUCUCGGCGCUUCGAUGGCGCACUCACUGGUCGGUUUCUGCACAGGCGAGGACAUGCGCGUCACACGGAAUAUUUUGGUGGCCUGGGGCGGCCCCGCAACGCACGCGGUCCCGGCGCCGUGGGCGCGGAGCUUCGUCGAGGCCGUCGCGAGCCGGCGGGGUCGCAACGUGGCCGAGCCGCCGCUGCCGGGGCCCAUCCGCGCACGCGAGUGGCUCGAGGAGAAUCGCACGGAGGAGGACGCGUGGAGAUUAGUGACGCGCCCGGCCUACGUCGUGCUCUCGGCGGUCUACGGCGCCGACGCGGAGCUAGACGUGGGGACGCUCAAGGCGCUGGUCGACUCCCAGGCACUCGCGCCGCAGCAGACGUUCCUAGGGCUCACCGUCGAGCCUGUACAAGAGUAAGACUUAGCGGCGCACCCGGUCGUCGGCCGUGA
Pelagomonas calceolata is the source of this 1329-nucleotide messenger RNA. NCBI's taxonomy places the organism in Eukaryota, Pelagophyceae, Pelagomonadales, Pelagomonadaceae. The record is from the annotation of a GenBank genome assembly.